This is a messenger RNA of Diplodia corticola, 1122 nucleotides long. RefSeq lists its product as uncharacterized. Bases 1 to 1122 code for a protein of 373 amino acids. The transcript has a single exon. NCBI's taxonomy places the organism in Eukaryota, Fungi, Ascomycota, Dothideomycetes, Botryosphaeriales, Botryosphaeriaceae. The record is from RefSeq and is a predicted model, not a curated record.
AUGGCUCUCCUUUCGUCUUCAACAACCCCUUCUGCUUUCUCGGCCCAUCUAAUCAUCUCCGACACAGCCAGCGGAAACUCCGCCCGCGCUCGCUCCCAGGCCGCCGGCGCAUCCAUCCAGAGCCUCCCGCGCACCGGUGGCUACUCAUCCAGCCAGAACGCCCCGCCCCGCCGUAUCAUCACCCCUGUCCGCAAUGGGGACUCUUCCCCGGCCGGACGCUUCCAAACACCGCGUACUCAGCCCCGCGUACAAACCCGCGUAGGCGGCGGUCCGGGCGGUGGCCCAUACCGCUCAUACCCAAGAGCAGGAUCAGCGCCAGGAGGAGGACCUCGUACGCCAGGUAGAUUCGGGAACAAAGGACCUCCCGGCCGCGGCGGGCCACGGCAAGGCGGCGCCGGGGGCAAGCGGAGGAGCCGCAACGGGCCGAAGAAGGAUGACGACGGCAGCGGGAAAAACGUCCAACUGUCGAAGCCGAUGCUGCAGUAUCUGCUCCAGCUGAAGGCCAAACGGCGCGCGGUCAAGUCGUACACGCCGCACGACACCACCAAGGCGGAGCUCACCUCGCAGUCUGCGCUGUCCGCCUCCCUCGGCCAGCCCGGCGGCGCCCCCGCCCUGCUCGACGCCCGCCUCCGCUCCCUUGCCGACCGCGCCCUGCUCGACGACCCCGUCCCCAUCCUCGCGCAGGCCCGCCGCCUGGUGCGCGGCCAGUUCGUCAAGUUCGCGUCCGACACCGAGCGCGAGGCCGUCAUGGCCCUCGUCGCCGACGAGCAGGCCCGCAUCGCGCGCAAGCUCUCGGACAAGAAGGGCGAGGAAAUCGCGCCCAAAGCCAUCGAGUUCGCCGAGCUCGACCCCGCCGCCAGGAAGGCCACCACCGACGCCCUCGUCGCCGGCGCCUACACCGUUCGCGCCCGCGCCGUCGAACCCCCCGCUACCGCCCACACCAGGACCGCCAACAACGACAAGCCUAUCGACGCCAACUACAACGUCGCUACCCGCAUGCUCGACCUCAACGCCAGUUACGUCGGCGGUGACGCGGACAGGUUCCUCGGUAGGCUGCACGCCAUCAUGAAUGUACAGGGUGGCCCCACUGGAAAGCGGCAGGAGAAGGCUCAGAAGGCAUAG